Parasteatoda tepidariorum (common house spider) is the source of this 523-nucleotide messenger RNA. NCBI's taxonomy places the organism in Eukaryota, Metazoa, Arthropoda, Arachnida, Araneae, Theridiidae. The record is from RefSeq and is a predicted model, not a curated record.
AUAAUUUUCUUCUUUAAUAUCUAUCAAGAUAAUGAAUGAGGUUUUGCCUAGCGCCAGUGCAGAAAAAAGAACUAAACUACUAUUGAUGGUAGAAAGAUUUUUGAACAGUGAUAGCUCUUCAGAACAGCAGAAUGGUGAUAACGAAUAUAAAGGAAAAGUGAUAGCUUUCUUUAAAGAUAUGAAUCUGGAUCUGCAGGAUAAACAACUUCAAUUCGGAUCACAGAUAGAGAAAGCUCUGAGAGGAAUGGCGCUUUCAGAAGACAAGCUUGAAAACCUUAAAGCAGUAGCUGUCGUGUUCUCAAAGCAGAGCAGAACAAUCAGCCAAGAAAUUUUAAAUGAAGCCAAAGAAUUCUUUGCAGGUUAUAAAGACGAGUUGAAAGAUAGUAGGGUUGACUUCCCAGGAAAUUUUCAAAUUAUAGCGAACAGAAAAAAGUGAACAAAUAAUUGCGGCAAGUCAUUUAAAUUGAAAUUGAGUUACCAUGUCCUUAGUUCCAUGAAUAAACAAUUAAAAUUAUGCAUUUAA